Messenger RNA from Clarias gariepinus (North African catfish), 8412 nucleotides. RefSeq names its product nucleolar protein 4-like b (gene nol4lb). Lineage: Eukaryota; Metazoa; Chordata; Actinopteri; Siluriformes; Clariidae. The transcript is spliced from 11 exons. The record is from RefSeq and is a predicted model, not a curated record. Bases 1032 to 3161 code for a protein of 709 amino acids.
UCAUCACAGACCCCCACUGUCGCCUGGAAAUACUGUGUUCCAAUGACUUCGUAAUAGGCUACUAAUGGGAUUUGAGUCUUUUUGAUAUUUAAAGUGAGAAGUGAAAAGCGACAGGGAGUGUGUAUGUGUGUGUGUAUAUGUGUGACAGGAGGGUGCAGCUGCUUUGUGUUGGUUUGGGGUGCAUUGAGCACUUCCUGGAUUUGAGAGUCCGCGCGCCCAGUCCCGUCCCUGUCACUGUCACGCGCGCGCCGGGACAUUUUUCGCUGCCACGCGUCGUUUAUUUCACUGGAUUUAUACGGAAACGCGUAUGUUUCAUCACUUGUAUUUUGAAUGCGUACGAUUCCGUUGUCCGUUCCGCGCGUAGGUCUGUCCGGGACGGCGGCUCAUUCUAACAGGUGGUAAGCGAUUUCAGGUGGAGCUCAGCUCAGCAGCAGGGUGUACAGGCUACUACUCGAUAUCACCAGCGACCGGAGCUCAAACAAAAGACUUUAACCGCUAACGUCUUAGAGGUUUUUUAAAAAAAAUUAUUAUUAUUAUUAUUAUUACUGGGAUUGUUUCAGUGGAUCCGAGCCGAGCAGAUCGGGGCAAUUAGCUGGAGAAUCUGGGCUACAGAAUACAGGUGGGGGAGAGUGAGACAUACAGCCUGUGAGGGUUUUUCCUCAUGUUGGACUGGUAGGGAAUCAGCCCCCUCCCAUGUGUUCCUCUGAGAGAACCCAGCUCUGAUAUUUUGUUCCGUUUUUCCAUUGGGACAGACAGGGGGAGAAACGGCUCAGCAAACAGGUGCGAGAACGGACGCGGGCACAGACGCACGCGCGCACUCCCGGCUCAUUGUCUGACCGGGAUACACCUAUCUGCUGAAGGUCCGAGUGCACGAGCUCGAUAGUUCUCAUUCACAACGGGAAAAACUCGGCUCGUAUUUGGAAAUAGCGCAUUUAUAAAGUCAUUUUUUUUUCGUUUCAGAGGAGCAAUAGCAGGGCAGAAGGUAAAACAGAGAGAGAGAGAGGGACACAAAUUCACACAGACAGAAAGAGAUGUCAGGCAGGAAGCACAACGCGGAUUCCUCGAAGAGGUGCCCGGUACCGACCGACACCGAAAUGUUCGGUGAAUUUCAGGACUGGUGCCUUCGCACUUACGGAGACUCGGCCAAGACAAAGACCGUGACCCGGCGCAAAUACGACAAAAUCCUCCAGGCGCUGUCUCUGGCUGAGGACUCGGACGCCUACGCGGAUGCCAGCCACAUCAACGCCAAAUUUAAGUUCUGGGUUAAAUCCAAAGGCUUCCAAGUCGGGAACGGCGACAACCAGAGAGAGCGGAAUGGGAAAUCCGACAGACCCGUGCUGUACGUCCCCAUCAAAGCAACGUGUGUGGACAGCACGACCGGACAGGAAAUCUCGUCUCUGAAGAGAGUUGCGGUGGUCGAGGAUUUCUACGAUAUCAUCUACUCCAUGCAUGUGGAGAUCAGCUCUGACCCAGCCAAAGUGCCCAAACAUGCCGGGCAGAAAAAAACAUACAAAGCGAUCGCAGAGACGUAUGCGUUUCUACCUAGAGAGGCAGUGACCCGAUUCCUGAUGGGCUGUGGAGAGUGUCAGAAGAGGAUGCACAUCAGCCCGAGUGGAGCCGAGUGCAAGGAAAACGACCGGCCUGCCUCUUUGGUCCCUGACCUGAUCGACUACAACAUGCCUUUGACCACCACCUACCUGAAACAGAUGAAACUGCAGUGUAUUAACAACAACGAGCAGGAUGAAAGUUCAGUGAGCAGUGAGGAGUUUGAUAUGAGUGACCCCACAUGGAUUUCAACUGAGCACCAUAGCACACUCCCAGACCUGAACCCAGCUACGAAUAUAGAGAGAAUGCUCAGCCCCCAAAACACACACAAAGAGGACGAUGAUGAUUCGUCUUCAGAAAGUGGGAGCGGCAAUGGCAUCCACAGCAUGACUCCUCCCUCUAUUGGUGUGGUCUCUGUGAGUGACGGAACAGCAGCUGGACCGGUGACUGUGUCGUAUAGUCAGGUGAACGGGAACAGGACAGCUGUGCCACUGGACUUCAGCACUACUUCAUCGUCAUCCUCAGAAGAGCAGCAACCGGUGAACCUGAGAGAGCGAAUGAGUCAGGCCCUGCCCACUGCCGCAGCCAUGCUGGCCACAUUCAACCCCGAGCACUCGGAGGAGUUUCGCCGAAAAUAUCACAAACCACCACUGCCCUCAGAGCUGCGUCUCGACCGAGACAUCAGGGACUACGCCAACAAGUCUCCUCAGUAUGGUUCAGGAAGCUAUGACUCAAUCAAGGUGGAGAUGUGUGCCGAGGACCUGACGGUCAGUCGCACUCAGGCUGCCGAUGACGAUGACGACGAUCACGAUGACCACGAUGACAGCGAUAAGAUCAACGACACCGAAGGAGUGGAUCCAGAGAGGCUGAAGGCAUUCAAUAUGUUUGUACGACUGUUUGUCGAUGAGAACUUAGACCGCAUGGUGCCCAUCUCCAAGCAGCCGAAAGAGAAAAUACAAGCCAUCAUCGAAUCCUGCAGCCGCCAGUUCCCAGAGUUCCAGGAGCGUGCACGCAAGCGUAUCCGCACCUACCUCAAAUCCUGCCGGCGCAUGAAGAAGAACGGCAUGGAGACCCGGCCUACGCCACCACACCUGACCUCAGCGAUGGCAGAGAACAUUUUAGCUGCUGCUUGUGAGAGCGAAACGAGAAACGCUGCCAAGAGGAUGCGGAUGGACGUCUACCAAACACACGAGGAUCAGAUAGCUCUGGAGAAGUCUGUCUCUCGUGAACCGGUGCCUCUGACCCACUCCGCAUAUUCUCUGGCAGCAUCUGCUUACUCCCAGGACCAGCUGUACAUCAACGGAGGCCUUGGGUACAACUACCGUGCUUUCGCUGGCCUGGCGGGCAGCAUGCAGCACCCGGUCUCCCUCACUACCCCUGCUGCCCAGACCAACGGACCUACCGAUCUAAGUAUGAAGUCCCUGGCUUCAAACUCAUCUACAUCAAGCACCAAUAGUCUCGGGCGGAGUGGAGGAGGAGGAGGAGGGACCUCCGCUCAGCUCAGCCAUACAGAAGUGACAGCAGUGCGUCAGCUGAUCGCUGGCUACCGCGAAUCGGCAGCCUUCUUACUCCGCUCGGCCGACGAGCUGGAAAACCUCAUACUACAACAGAACUGAGCUGUACACUGUCCCUCUCCUCUCAUCACCACUUUCUGUCUCUUUCAGUCUGCCUUUAUCUUUAACUCUCGCUCCAUCUCCUCAGGUCUCUAUUUGCUAGCCUCACUCUUUCUGCACCGUCAUUUGUCAUCCUCAGAGGCGUGUACACAGGAGUGAUGAUGAAGCGUUGAUCGGUAUGCUGGCACAUUCAGAUCGUUUGCAAAGCGAAUCAAAGGAAAGGGGGCUGAUGAAGACGGGAGCAUGCUGCAGUGCUGCACUGAAGAAAAAAAAAAAACACUGUUCCGAUGGAUGGCUGGCCGGCCUUGUGAAUCACACACCUCUCCACCUCCAUGCCCUUAAAUCCAUUUACUAAAACAACUCCUUUAAUUAAUUAUAAUUUUUUUUAUACCACCUGCUUUCUAGAGCCACUAAUUUGCUGAUUUUUGUUCUUUUGGUUGUUAAUUGACUUUUCAGCAGGAGGCACCGCGUAGUGCCAGUACUCCUGUUUCUUACUAAAUGAAGACAUGCUUGAGUUAAGUUGAACGAAGAUGCCUAAAAAAAAAUGAAAAGAAACAAACAAGACCUUUACACCCGCUGUACAUAAAUGCGCUCUGUUCUAAAGCACUUUUUUUUCCACUCGAUCUGACCUCUGCUCCCUAACACUGCUUUUGCUGUAGGGAGAAAAUUGUAUAUCUUAUGCAUACAAAUACAGGUGGAGCUCACCUGGAAAUACCUCAGCCUGUCCAAAUCCUUUUGUGUCCCAACUCCCGUUUUUCUGUCCGAGGGAGAGGAAUCACUCCUUCUACUACUACCUUAUGCGUCCAGUGCCUCUCCAGGAUCUAUAAGAGGGCAUGCAUAUGGGACAUGAGCUUGGUUUGAUUCUAUGGUUAUUUAUUCAUUAGUUUUCCUUCUAUAAUGUACUAUACAUAUUCGAUUCAUUAGAAAGUAUUGAUCACAGAAAUACACUGAAAUGAAAUACACUGGAACUAGAGGAUUAAUUAAUAAAGUGUUUUGAUCAGGUAAAGUUUUCUGCUUUAACGAUCAGGUCUUUUGGGGCCUCUCACAGCAUUCCAAACGAUGGAUGCCGACUCUAUACGCCACUACUUAUUUUUAUUUUAUUAUUAUUAUUUUUUUAAUGCCAUUCUUCUGAAGUCACCUCGUCUUUCAUGCACAUGUCUGGAGCAAUGGAGGGAGAGUGAUGAAGGGAUGGAGGAAGGAUCUGUUAGUCUUUUUUGUCUGUUGACUUUUUCCUCAAAGGCCAUUAAUUCCACUCUGCUGCUAAGGACUUGGACUUUACGCCACAGACCUGAAACCUCAAGCCUCCUGCACAACCAGAGCACCUCAACCUGUAAAAAAAAAAAAAAAAAAAGAAGAAAGAAAGAAAGAAAGAAAAAGGAAAAAAAAAAACAAAGACCAACAAAUUUACAAAAAAAAAAAAACGUUUCUGAUGGAGAAGUUAAUUUGAAUGCUCAGUAAGAGAGAAUACUGCCAUACUAGUUUCCUGCAUUCUCAUCUUGUUAGUUAUAUGCAUUAGCACUGAGGGUUGUAUUUGCUUUGCAGCUGCAUCUCUUUUUGGUUCUUUUUUAAAAUUUAGACGCUUUAUUUUGUGCUUAGUUUCAGAGAUCAGUAGAAAUCGGUUCCUCUGUUUGUGAUAUGAGAGCUUUCACGUGCACAGGUGGAGGGAAUCUCUGAGGAACUGAAUCUUUCGAGAGAGAGAAGAGAAAACGCAAGCUGUUUUUGUUAGUGAGUUCGGCUUGUGUAGGUGCUGACUGACUGGUGUGUCACUGUAAUUUGCUCCUCUUUGCACACUGCGGCAGUGCUGCUCUGCUACCGUGGAGCUCUGUGUCAAAGCUCGAGGUUGCACUGACAGUGGGGAGCAAGAGGAAGAUUAUUGCAAUGCAAACGAUAAUCAAAUGCGUUCCUGGUUCUAAAAGAGAGAGUUUUGUGCAUAAAUGCUGGACCAAGACGUGUAAUGAGGAGCAGUCACAAGCACUAAAGUCAAGUUCCAUAGUCUUGUAGCAUUGAGAAUAGGCAAAUGAGGUAAUGGCAGUAUAAUGUAAAACGGAUCUUCAGUGAAGUAUGUGUAAGAUCUACAAGUUUUACAUUGUGCUUUCUGCCUUCAUUACAAGUAUCUUGUUGUAGUAACGUGAUCUCCGGUUGGCUCCAACCAAUAUAAAUACGGAAAAUACUGCAUGUCUUACAUGUGGUACUUUAUGCUAGUCUGGACAGAUCUGCGCAUUUGGACUUUCUCUUAAUUAUCGGUAGUGACAAGGAUGAGGAAAUAUGCAAAAUGACAAGUCCUCUCCUCACUGUGCUCUUGUCUUACUGUGGCUGUUUUGGUUUUCAUUUAAUAUCACCUUCAUUCUUAAGGGAUCCAUUCAUUUCGCUGUUUAAGCGGAUUCUUUGAUACAUUCAUGUUUUUUCUUUCUGCUCAUUUACGUACUUUAAGGGAAGAGCUGUGUUCAUGUCCUCGAUUUCUUUUUUUUUUUUUUUUUGGUGUUUUUGAGUAAAAAAAAAAAGGCUUGUGUUGCAGUUCACCAAUUUGGAUUAACAUUGGUGAUGUUUGCUGUUUAAAGGAAUUGCUGAUGUUUUAGGUAAAAUGACAGUGAUCUUUGUUAAUAUUGUUUACUUUUGCUUAAUAUUUCUCUCUCCUUAUCUGCUCAGUCCUUACGUUAAAGCACUAGAGACUGAUAUAAAGGCUGGGUACGAGGACUGAUGCUUCACUCUCUUCUGUCUGUCUCUGUCUGUCUUUCUUUUGCUCCUGCUGAUUCGAAGUGAUGGAGGGAUGGGUGCUGCUGCUUAUUAAAACCACUCAAACACUGCUGAAUUUAGACUAACCUCACAUGCCACCAAGUUCUGCUCUGGUUGCUUGAAAUUUGAGAUUUGUGACAAUUCUACAUUUGUAACAUAGGCAAUGGACCAUUAACAUUAUUUGUGGAAAGGUGGUGAAUUAUUAAGGGAAAUAAAAGUCACGCUCAUUCACUCAUCUGGAUAUUUGCUCCCUCCAGCUCCCUCAUGGACACAAACUUUAUGGAUACAAACUGUAAAAACAAGGCAAACGACAAUCUUGGAAAAGGUGUAGUCCGGUUCGAUUUACCUUCACCGUGUGCGGCCAUUGUUUACAGUGCGGUAUGGGAGAACGUUGGGUGAUUUAGCCAUAAUCUGAGCAUCUCUGACAUCUUGGACGUCUGGCCCUUCUCACCAUCUGUGGAGGACUUCUAGUGGCCCACUGUCGACACCUUCUCAUAUGAUUUCUAUUUUUAUUAUAAUUGUCAUGAUUGCAGUUAUUAUUUUUUAAUUCUUUUUGUAUUACAAAGUGGUCUUUCUACAACUGUUUUGUACAACACCAUCAUCACAAGUGAAGUUUUGUCUAUACAUUCCAAGGAAGGAUGUCAAUAUAUACAAAGCAGUCAUGUGGACCCAAGUCAUCACACAUGUACGAAGGACAGCCCACCUAAGUGCUCUAUACUACUUUAAAAAAAUCCAAUCAGAAAAAAAUUGCUUAAACUAGAGGCUUUCAGACAAAACAAUAAGCGUGCACUACGAUGUACAUUUCCCAUAGUGAGCUUGGGUCACCUGGUGCGGCUUCAUUUGCUUACGGCCCUGCAAAGGCAAAGUGUGUUUACUUUGUAAAUAAGUUGCUGAUAGCACUGGUGUUAAAGGUUUUUCAUGUUGGUACAUUUUCAUAUAAAAAGUAUUACCACCCCAACUUUAUACCUCAUACUGUGUAUCCAUAAUUAUCCAACAUGUUAAAAAAAAAGAAAAAAAACAUGGGUCAGUUUCAGGUUUCUGCACUUUGCCUUUGACCUGCUGAGUUUAUCGAGAUUAGCACUUCAUUUGUUCAGCUAUUAUGGAUGUUCAUUGUGAGUGAGUGUACAUAUUAAACCCCCAGUUUGCAUACUUAUAAUAUGAAUAUGCUACUUAGCCUCUAGGGCUUUUAAGCUUUGUUUUAUUCCUUAGCUUGGACUUGGCGCACACACGCACACAAACAGCCAGGUUGUAUUUGAUCUGACUACAUGCCAUAUAAUUUUUCAAGGCACAUUCAAACCAUCUCGGCAUGUAUGGAUUAAAUGCACACACUCACAUGUACAGAUUUGUGCUUUGGUUCCGGCUGUGUACUCAAGUUACAGUAGCUGCUGAACUACACAGAUUAUUGGCCUGUUUUGGGCUGCUGUAGAGCUCAGCAAAAAUGUGAGGAGGAAAAAAAGAUAUUUUUCUAUUGCAGUUGUGUACAUACAGUCAAAUCAUCCAGGUUUCCCCUUUGCGAUCGGUCCUCUAUAAUUUGUUGGUGCUUUAAAUUUGUGUUGCUUCGUUCUUCUGUUUAACUGUUUUAAAUUCAGCUCUGCUUUGGAGAUGUACUUUAAACCAACGGGAAACGCAUUUUCUCUCUCUCCCUCUCCUCUUCAUUUUGGACUCAGUGGAAGUGUGAUGUUUACAUGUACAGAUUUUUGAAAUUUUCAUUUUUUUUCUCUAUGAUUUGCUCAUUCUUCCUUUUUGUGUAAAAGCUUUUUUUGUCCUGCUCUCAUACAGUGCUUAAUUGAACCUGAUUUCUCAAUUGAAAGGAAAUGGAAAUAUGUCAGAGUAAGGUUUGUGUUAAUUUCAGCAGCGCUUAUAAAAGUGAGUCCUAUUUUGCUUUGUUCUGAUCCGAUCCCGCUUUCUAACUGCUGACAACAGGAAGACAAAAUGAAGGCUCACUGUAAAAUGAUCCUCUGUUCUGACUGCAAGCCAGUACACGGCAGUCCAUUUCUUUGCAAUUAAAAGCCAUUUCCAUGCCCUUCACUGGGCUCGCAACAAGUAUUAAAUUACAAAAAAACAGACUGAAAACCUCAGGUAAAUGACUACUAUUUAUGUAAUUGUAAGUCUUACUGGCAGCCCAUUUCCCUCUUUAAUACCACGUAAAUUAUAUUAAAUAAUGAUUCUUUUUUUAUAUAUAUUUAUUGUGUUCUGUAUAACAGUUGGAACCCUUUUCACUACAUGUGAUUAAAUAUUUUAAUUCUUUUGAGAAGUGACAAAUAUAUAUGUGAAAAAGCUGAAAGAUGGAAAAAAAAAAAGAUUUCUGUUUGUUUAAUAAGAAACAGCAUGGGUGACUCCUUACAUAUCACUUUGAUUAAUGAAAACCAAUGAUUUAAAAUGAUGCUUUCUCCAAGUGGGUUGUCACUGCUGAGGUUUAAAAAAAUGUCUUUAAACAUGACAUUGUGACUUUAUUUUUUCCCCUACCAAGCUGUUUGUCUGAAAGCUAAAUAUGCUAAUAAAAUUGUGUGCUAUAUAUCCA